Messenger RNA from Magallana angulata, 9164 nucleotides. RefSeq lists its product as uncharacterized. Gene Ontology annotation, biological process: mismatch repair. The transcript is spliced from 16 exons. The record is from RefSeq and is a predicted model, not a curated record. Gene Ontology annotation, cellular component: mismatch repair complex. Gene Ontology annotation, molecular function: mismatched DNA binding; ATP binding; ATP-dependent DNA damage sensor activity. NCBI's taxonomy places the organism in Eukaryota, Metazoa, Mollusca, Bivalvia, Ostreida, Ostreidae. The coding region runs from base 210 to 5435 and encodes 1741 amino acids.
GGUAACAAGCGAAAUCUCGCAUUCAUCUCGCGCGAUUUCUCAAAUAUGAAAGUAGAAAGUCUGCAUGCGAUGACUAAUACUGUGUAGGAUGUUUCCCUGAAGGGGACUUAUUUUGUCUCGAUUUAUAUACACAGGUGUCAUCAUAAUUUGUCAAAGCUAAGACAAUGCAAGAGGAUGAAAUCACUUGAGAUGUCUAUCAAAGCAGAGUGAUGGAUGAAAAUAACAGUAGGCUACAGCCAUUAACACAGGACCUGCAGUCUCUCUUGAGGACUGGGGUAGCACUAACUAGUGUAUCUCAGUGUGUGGAGGAGCUGGUCCUGAACUCCAUUGAUGCAGGAGCAACAUGUAUUGCUGUGAGAGUAGACAUGUCCUGCUUUAAGAUCCAGGUGUUUGACAAUGGACAUGGAAUACAAAAGGAUGACUUAGAAACAGUGGCUGAGAGAUAUUAUACAAGUAAGUGCCACACAGUGAAGGACCUUGACAAUUUGUGUUACUUUGGCUAUAGAGGGGAGGCAGUGGCAAGUCUAAGGGAGAUAUCUGCAGUGUUAGAGAUAGUCUCCAGAACCAAGUUCCUACCACAGUCUUAUUGCAAGAUUUUCCAAAAUGGAGACCCACUCCCAGUUGUUGAAUCAACUGUGCCUCGCCCAAGUGUGGGAACAACUAUAACUAGCCACAAUGUGUUUUAUAAUUUUCCUGUCAGGCAGAAACAUACCAAUCAGAAUUUGGAAUUUGAGAAAGUCCGGCAGAAGUUAGAGGCCAUUGCUCUAGUGCAUUGCGAUGUAUCCAUAAGUCUCCGCAAUGACAUUUCAGGACAAGUGGUUUUACAGACCCAUAAAACUAACUCACUGCUCAGCACUUUCACAAGUUUGUUUGGGGCUGCAAAAUCAAGUUCUCUCUGUGCAAUGGAGGCAGAAACUGAACAUUUUAAGAUUAAGGCAUACUUUGGAAAAGAAGGCAGCUCAAGGAAGGACCACCAGUUUGUUUAUGUGAACAAAAGAAUAGUGCUGAAAACAGAAGUCAGCAAGAUUGUAAAUAGCAUACUAGGAAAGUCUCUGAUUGUGAAAGCCAAGACUUCUUAUACUAAAGCACUACUGGAAGAUAGCCCAACAAAGCAUGUAGACAGGUACCCAAUAUUUGUUAUCCUGUUAGAUUGUGCCUUUUCAGAAUAUGACAUUACAUUUGAACCAGCCAAGACCUUUGUUCAAUUCAAACACUGGGAAUCGUUAAAAGAUAGUUUAGAGAACCUUGUUCAGUCUUUCCUUGUGAAGGAGAACCUGCUUUUGUCCAAGGCAAAUUCCCCAAGCCCAAAGGACAAUUCUUGUGACAAGGAAGAGUUUGAAGAAUCGCCAGAAAUUGCUUCAGUAGAUACAAGUGAUAUAUCCAGGGAUAUUCACACCAGUAUGAUCCGUGCUGGGAUGUCCUCCAAACUGGUAAAAAGAAAAAAAGAUUUUUAUCAUAAAGAAAACAUUGAAUUGCAUAAUAACCAACCUCCCAUGGAAGACACCGAGAAUGGUGAUGAUAUUGUAGCUAGUGAUCCUGUAGGCAAUACUUAUGACUUAAGCCAAGAAGGUGUGAGCAUAACUCAUGGUAUACAUUCACCAAAUGAUAAUGUGGAAGAAAUUCCUACAGGUGAAAACUUGGAGGAAAUGAAUGAUGGAGUACGUUUUGGUAUUGAAAGUGGAAACUGUGAUAAGAACAAUGAUCAAAUACAGAUCUGUAUGGAGGAGGAUGAAAGGCUCGUACAAACACCUUUGACAAACAAAAUAGAUGAAAGGGAACCACCCAGAUUGCAUUGCAAGAAAGUUUGUGAAAGUCAAACAGCAUCAGUAGAUACAGAAGAUGUCCUAGUUGAAUAUGAUGAGGAAGAUCCAUUAAACUUUCACAACACUGGUUCCCCUGCUCACGAUGAAGUGCCUCAGAAAAUCCCAAAGAAAAAAUACAUUUGUAUAACUACUCCAUAUAUUAGUCCAGGUGGAAAUUCCACCCUUUCAACUUUUAAGAAAAGUAUUCAUGGUACUAGAACUGGUAGAAGAAAUUCUUCAGAGAAAAUAUCCCUGGCGGAAAGACUUAAGCAAAGAAAAAGCAAUGGAAAGAGUGCUGAAAACCAUGGAAGGCAUUCAAAGUUACCAGAUGCCAGAGUUCAUGUUCCUGAAGAAGACAGUUCAUCUUGUAAAAGUGAUCAUAAAUCAUCUUGUGAGAAAUCUCUGAGCCAAAAAUCGAGAUCAGCAGCAUCUGGUAUUUCAUUGAAGGACAAUACCAGGAGCAUCAAUGAAAAUGGUACUGUUCAUUUGAGAGAUGAUUCUGUUGACAUAGAGAGAAAAACAGAUAGAACUUUAAAGCAUGGAUUAAAAAAACAUUUGCAAACUCGGGCAAUCGAUUGUCUAAGAUUAGAGGGAGCUACAAGCACAGUUUGUCAUUGUUGUAAUAAGAGUGUGAGUGAUUGUGAUUCGAUACCUAACAGAGGCACAGAGGCCCCUGUUUCAGAAAAUCAAAUAUCCAACUCAACCGAUUCCCAGCGAGAAGUCAAUGUUCGAUCUGAUAUUCAUCAAACACUGAAUCCAAGUUUGGAGUCUGAAAAUGUUUUGACUGCAUCCCAUGAAACAUUGGACAGAGAUAAGAAUGGUAUAAAUCUGCAGCCAAACAAAAGAAAAAAUGUUCAUGCUGCUGAAACUACAUCAUCAAAACUGUCCAAAUUGGCUCAGGAAAAUAGAGAAACCGAACAGAAAAAUGAUGAUGUUUCCUCAAGUACUAGUCAAUCAAGGUAUUUUGGUUUGGAUGAGUUUGCCAUACCUGUAUCUUUACAGAAGGGAUUCCAAUUUAAGAGUGCAAAGCUCAGUGAAUCAACCAAUGAAGAAUCCCGCAAUCUCUCUGGUGAGCAAUAUUCUAUCUCACCUCCAAGCUUUCUGCAGACAGCACAACUUAUUAGAAAUAAUCAUGCUGAAAAAGAAAAUAUAACUCGAAAUGUCUUUGAAAAGAAAAAAUCAAUGAGAUCCAUUGAGGAGUUUGAAAUUUGGCCCCCCAAAAGUAAUAACUCUUAUCAGUUAAUUGACCAUACUGAAGUUCCAACAGUGAAUGAAACUUUCGAUGAAAGCUAUCCAAAUUUAACUUCUCGUAUCAGAGAUCCUUUUAUUGUGGAAAUAGAUGACUUUCACAAUGAUGCACAAUACAAUUCAAGAAAUGCUCGAAACGAAUCUCAGCAAGAAGUUGAAAUUUGUGCUGAAUCAGAAUUGCAGGAGACUGAGUCCAAAAAGAAUGAGUUGGAUUUUGAGUGUGACUUGAUGUGUGAUGAAACACUGGAUGAUAUCGAGACAUCUACUAGAAGGGUGAAGGAAUUCAACGAAGUGAAGCACCGUGAACCACUUGUGGAGGCCUUUUGGAAUUUUGAGGAGUCCCAAGAAUUCAUUCCUACCGAUUUAACUUUUGACUCUGACUUUUCAAGAGAGAUCCAAGAGCCCAGCAGGAAAAAACUUAAUCUGUCCUUAGUGGCUUCUUUGGGUUUUAAUUUUUCUCCUAUAAAUGGCAGCAAAAGUGGAGAGAAUACUCCCAACACACCCAACUCAGACCUGACUGUGCCAACGUUUGAACUGAGAACCUGUUGUUCUCCAACUGGAUCAGAAGGAUUUUCACCUAAUCUGGAUUUACAAAGUCCUAAUUCACAUCACCCUCCUACUCCAGAUAUAGAUUUAUUCAAUAAUGCAGAAAUGGAAACUGCAGUUGAUAAAGAAGAUCACAUGAGUUCAGCGCCAUCAGAAAACCAAGAUACAUGUAGUUUAAAGAUCCUUACUCUAUCAAGAAUCUUGGAAAAAGAAGAACAGAAUGACAGUUUGGAUCAAAGUCCUCCAUGUUUAAGUUGUGAGGAAGGAGACAAUAUUUCUAAUUGGUUUUCACUUGGAUCAAACUGUGCAUCUUGUGAGAAAAAUUCAAGAACACAAAAUGACUUUGUAAAUGUACCUAAUGGAUCAUUGUUAGAAUCUCCAUGUUCCAAUAGCUUAUCUCCACAGCACCAGGCAGAUGGAGGCCAGGAUUCAAACAAACAGUUGACAGAGGCAGAGCCUUUAACAGAGCAGCAUGAAGGCACUGUUUUCACAAGUUGCAUAAGCAGACUUGAAUCUGAAUGUAGCCAGGAAAAGGAAGACAAGCCAGACAAGAAUUUACUCCAGAGUACCAGUGAUCAUCCAGUUUCAUCCAGUCCCGGUGUGUCCAGUCCAUGGUCAGAGCUAGCGGAUGAUGAACUGAUGAAUUUGGAUAUUGACCAGUGCAAGGAAUCAGAUCCAGAGCCUCAAAAGAUAUGGAUUAAAAUUGCAGAUAAAAAGACAGGAAGAGAUAUUUUUGUUAACAAGAACACAGGUCAUACAGUGACAGAUGAGAAUUUGAUCCCUAAAGAAGAAAGAGAAGAUGACAGGAGUAAUGUGACUGAGGCCUCACAGUGUAGGAGACUUGUAAAGAACAGGACAAGCACCUGCUCCCCGUCCAUCACAUCUUCCAUUCGAACAAUGAUAGAAAAACACUUUGAUGCUGACGAUGAAAUGAUUUCUGUAAAAUGGAAGGAUAAAGAAGCACUUGAAGGAGCACAAGGACCAUGUGUAGCAGAUCUCUUUAAAGAAUGGGAAAAUCCAGUGUUUCUCAGACCAGAAAUGGAUGUAUUAAAUGCAGAAGCACCAAAGGAGAGAACAGCGGGAGCCAGCAAGGCUCAGAGAUCACUUAAUCCUUGUACAUUUACCAAAGAGAUGCUCAAAAACAUACAGGUUCUGGGACAGAUGGAUAACAAGUUUAUAGUUUGUGUCAUGACGACACAGGAUCAAGCCACAGGUACAGAGUUGCUGGUUGUGUUUGAUCAGCAUGCAGCCCAUGAAAGAGUCAGACUGGAACAGUUUACAAAAGAUUGUUAUGAGAGCAGUGAGGGGAAACAAUUCAAGUCUUGCAUCCUGAGUCCUCCUGAGGAGCUGAAACUGACUGAGGAGGAUGUCAGGGUUAUGGAGGCCUUUCGAGAGGAAUUCAGCAGGAUUGGUAUUUGUUUUUCAAGGAGUCAGCUGUCCAGAGACUCUGUGUUGAUCAAAGAAAUCCCAACAUGCAUCACCACAAAGGAAGUGAAACAAAGAGAGGGCAUUGUCAUUUUAAACAUUCUUAAGAAUACUAUUACUGAACAUGUACAGUUCCUGAAGUCUACCAAAGGUGCAAAGAAUCAUAUGCCCCUGACGAUUCACAAACUCAUGUGUGGCCUGGCUUGUAGAGGUGCCAUCAAGUUUGGGGACGCCCUGACUCAGGAGGAGUGUGGGGACCUCCUCCAGUCCCUCUCCCUGUGUGACCUCCCCUUCCAGUGUGCUCAUGGCCGACCCUCCGUAAUGCCACUGAUUGCUACGGAUAAACUCACCAACAAAUAUGUCACCAGAAGACCAAAUCUUUGGAAAAUUGCUCAGAAAUUGCAAUGCAAGUAACUUAAUUUAACAGAAUGUGGUAAAAAAAAAUAACACAUUAUGAGUUGUCACAAAUUUUUCCCCAGAGGAAAAUUUAAGAAAUAAUCUAGUCAGUUUUGUUUUAAAAUUGGGAAGAACCUGGAAACUUGUAUAAGGUAAUUUAAUUUUACAAAUCAAUUUUUCUUGUUGGACAUUUAAGUUUCUCUAAACUCAUGUAUAAGAGAUUGUUUAGAUAGUCAGUAUGACUAGAUGGGAGUUCUUCCCCUUUGGCCAAGAUCUUUCUUUUUUCUCAUAGAGGCUUAAGGGUUUUUUGUUUGGUCAUCCUGUGACCUUCAUUGUGAAACUAUAAAUGAAUGAUAUUUGUCAAAAGCCUGUCUCACCAUAACAUUACAAACUUAGAAGUCUAUAUAAUAUUUUUGAGAUACGUAAUAAUGUGUUAAGAUGUAAAAGUACAUCUAUAAAGAAAGAGCUUGUUUAUGAAAAGACUGACCUGAGAGUUUUGAAAAUAUAGUGCCAUUUUUGUAACUGUUGAAUCAUAUCCCCUCUUCCCCCCCCCCCCCCCCCCCCCCCAUUUUUUCAUGACCACCUAUUAUUUGUUAAAACAGGUAUUAUCACAACCAUUUACAUUUACCCAUAAGAAAUGAUGAGCUGCAUGAAAAGUUCAGGGUUUUUUCUAGAAACCAAUCACAUCAAGUAUUUCAAAGCUAAAAGGACUAAGUGCGUAUUUAUGCAUUUUUGGCCCCCAAAAUCAAAGUUUAAGAAAGAGCUUUAAAAAUAAGGUGAAAGAUAGUUAAAAUCAUGUUGGAAAUAAAUGUGUAAAAGGUUAUCACCACAGUGACGUCAUAAUGUAGAAAUGACGUCAUGAAGAUUGCAUUAUUUUUAUAAAUUGAUGAUUUGUGGCAAAAUAUGGGUGUUUUCCAAUGGUUUUUCGACUAGGAAACAUCGAGCGCAGGCUUGCUCAAGUACCAUUUUUUAGUAUAAUGUGUAUAACUCUCUGAAGAAAAACAUAUGUUAAAAUUGCACUUGAGCAGACCUGCGCUCUUUACUUCCGAAUGCAAAAUAUAGAGCAAAAAUGAGAAUAUUUUCAUUUGUUUGCAAAUUUGCAGGAAUUGGGUCAUUUAGGUGACGUCAUAGAUAAACAGCGAAUGAGCAAUGAUGACUAAAAUCAACAUCAAAGUUAUAGAAAUCCUCUAUACAAUGAUUUGUGAAGAUUUUAUUUUUAUAUGAUACAAUUUAAAAAUUGGUUGAAAUCGGGGGCAGAUAUUUGAUCAUACCGCACAUAGUCCUUUGUGUCUCUGAUGAAAUGUUCUCUGUUUAUUUCUUAUGUGAUGUAUGCAGCAAAACGUUUCUCGUUGGUUACCUGGUAUUUGAUAACAUGUAUAAUUUUUGUGCCUCAAAACAGAUGCUAGGUAUUUUAAAAAAAAAAACCAACUAUUUAUUUAUUUAUUUCUUGGAACAUUUUCAAGGUGAACAUGUAUAUUUAAAUUCACUUUUUUCAAAAAAUAUACAUGUACAUGUUUAUAUAUGUACAUAUUUUUUGAAUGUCAGAGGUAAUGGAGAUCGCUUUGUACUGAUUAGUCAUAAGUGAUACAUGAAUUCUAUAUGACAGAAUUAUAGGAUUGUAAUACAUUUCAACAGGUGUGCACAUAUGCAGAAAAUUUUAAUGUUUGUGUAUUUGUUUUUACAUGUGCAGCAGUUUACAUGUUUUUGUACUGUACUUAAAGUUGUUGGCUGCUUUAUGAAGUAGAAUAUUUCAGAUGUAAAUAGACUUGGAGGUAGCACUAUCUCUCUGUAUGAUUUUGUGAACGUUAAGUAUCACUGAUUUUGAGAAUUUUUUUCAUUUGUGUGCUGAAAUUCUUCAUGUAACUUUGUUUUGAAUUUUUUUUCUUGAUAUUAAAUUUGUGUUUGUACUGAUAGUGCUGACUAUUGUUUGAUUUACACACAUGAUUAGAUACUUAAAAUUAAGCAUGGAUUUUGAAUUUAUUCUUUUACAUAUAUGAAUGGCAUUUAGCGAUGUGCUUGAUUUAGCAGAAGUGGCUUUUUGCCAAAAAAUUACAAAGUAUAACAGCCAAAUGUAAUAUGUUUACAGUAGUCAACGAGAAAACUUAUACUUAUCCAUUAGUGUACAUCGAGAAGGUUUUUUUCCACACCAGAGAAAAUCAUUUAACAUUAAGAUCUAGGGUUUUCAGAACAUCUGUUCAUGUAUGUAUGCAUUUUUGAAGUGCACUGAUAGGUAUCUUGUUAAGAUAUUUUUUAAUAUUUUGUUUAUUGUAAAUCUGUGAUUACAAUUAGGUAUUAUUUAUACAAUAUUGCCUUAAUGAUUAAGGGUAAUUCAUAUUUAGAAUAUAAAUGAAAAUCUGUAUUUACUUAAUAGAUUCUAAAUAUGUUUUUCUUGUUAUAAUAGUCAAAUAUUUAUUGCCUUUAUUAUUGUUGUGCCUUAUCUAGAAACUUUAGCAGUAUAUAGCAUACAUUUAUUUUCAACUUUUUGUCAUGAAUUUGUCCUGAAAGUUACAUCAGAUAUAUACAUCUCCAUUACACACUCAGAAAAUCUCCACCCUUCGUCUCAUUGCCAAAUACUCCAAGCAAUAAUUGCUUGAACAAAGAACAACUCAAAAUAAGCUGGAGGUCUUGUGGCAGCUAUAAGUGUAGAAAUACAUGUCGGUCAUUGAAGUGCUUGUUAAUUUAUUCUGAUAGAUUUAUUGCCUGUUAGUGCUAUAAAACUUUGGACUUGUUUGGAGCCAUUUUAAUGUGUUGAUUAAUGUCAUGUUCAUUUAGCCACACUUUGCUGAUAUAUGUUAAAUGUAAAGAUACUCUUUACGUAUGCUGCUUACUCUUUCAAUGGGAAUUAUUUAUACCAGUUAUUCAUGAUGUCACAGAGUGUAAUGCUCCAAUUAAUACAUACGUAAUAGUUAUGAAUAAGCAGGUUACUAGUAUAGAGUUCCUCAGCUUUGGACAGGUGCUUUGUAGGCAUUUUUUGCAAAUCUGCAUUAGACUUUUUUAAAUCCCAUUUUCAAACAUUAACUUUGAGGGCAGCUUAUUUUUGCUGUAUAAAAUUUGAAAGGAGUUGCCUUUAUUCAAUGUCAUCUGCCUAAGUCAGCUGUUGUUUUCAUUUUUUUUUUUUGAUUUUGGUUUUUUACUGGUAUGUUGUUGUAGUUGGAGUAUAAUACAUGUAUAACAAUAACAUCUUUUUAAAGCAUCAUCUGCUGGAAUACUACAUUAGAUGUAAACUGUUUUCAAGAAGUUCUGCAUUUUUCAUCCAAUUUAAUGGUGGCCUUUCCAUUGUCAUUCUGUUUGUCAUUCUCAUUGCAAGUUGCUUUCUUAUCUGAAUCUUUUUCCACCAUCACAUCAGCUGGUACAUCAAACAAAUCCCUGAUUGUCAGUUGUUCAGUUUUAUUUUUCAGCUAGCUCAAGAUGUAUAAGUACUAUGUUAAAUCUACCCUUUGAUACAAUUCUUAACUGUAUUUUUACAAAAAAAUUCUAAAUAUGAAGUAUGUAUGGUGUACCAAAAUGGCAAAAAGUCUCUUAUAUUUUUGUUCAUAUUUACACACUGUAGAGAGAUACUAUAACUACUUAAUAUAUAUAGUUAUGUCUGGUGUUGCACUACCAUGCUGUGAUAAAUAGUACUGAUGCCAUGACUGUGAUAUUUGUACUGAACAAUUCAUAAUAUUGUUUUCUGAACAAAAAACAUACAAGUAACUGUCGCUUCAAUAAAAUGUGAACAAAAAAGACAACUACAUUGUUUCUUGCUUC